Messenger RNA from Wasmannia auropunctata (little fire ant), 2508 nucleotides. Its product is annotated as protein maelstrom 1-like. Gene Ontology annotation, cellular component: nucleus; P granule. The record is from RefSeq and is a predicted model, not a curated record. Bases 693 to 2228 code for a protein of 511 amino acids. Gene Ontology annotation, molecular function: sequence-specific DNA binding. NCBI's taxonomy places the organism in Eukaryota, Metazoa, Arthropoda, Insecta, Hymenoptera, Formicidae. The transcript has 10 exons. Gene Ontology annotation, biological process: piRNA processing; regulation of miRNA-mediated gene silencing; spermatogenesis.
CGAGAGAUCAAAUCGAAGAUGUCGACACUGUUGACGCGCGCGGAGGUGCUUGCUCUUGCUUGCUCUCGCGGCUCGCCUGCCCUUGCCUGUUGAUUUUGUGCUACGAAUACGGUCCUUCUGGGCAUUUCAUUAACCAAUCAGAAGAAAGCAUUUUACUAAUUGACCAAUUAAAGAAACGCUUCAUUUGCAGCAACAAGUGGACCGAGUCACAAACGAAUAACCGGCUUUUUUUUGAGAUUGUAAUUAGUAGACCUGUGCUUUUCGUUAUACUUGAGCCUGGCAUCGAAUGUUUCGUCCUUUUUUCUUUGUUCUUUUCGGGGCACAAUUGCACGACUGUCUCAAUUUAAGUGCAUGAAUUGUAACACGUAGUGUCGUACAGUUCAGCUUAAAAGAGUAAGUCAAAUUGUGGCUGCCUCUCCUGGUGUACUUCCGCAUAAUCUAUAACGUCAAGGAACAGGCUUACGGUCUAUAGAAGUGGUCGCCAUUACAAAGAGAAGGAAGUGGAAGGCACCAUGGCAGCUUAAAGGCUAAGGGCAGUCGAGUCAGUGACUUAAGUGAUCGAGCGUAUUGUGUUGAAUCCUGAUAAUCUAAUCAGUUCGAACUCCUAACCUACCUCCCCGUUAAAUUUGCUACAUCGCUCUCACAAUUCAGAGCGUUCACAAGGCGAAGGAAGCCUCUCAGCGGCCGACAAAAUGCCGAAGAACAAAGGUAGAAAUGCAUUCUUCUUCUUCAUGCUCGAUUGGAAGAAACGCGCCGAGGCGAAAGGCAACGAGUUCCCUAAUGGAUUAAAGGACGUUCAACAGGAUCCGGACUGUAACGCGGAAUGGCAGAAUUUAACUAAGCAAGAAAAAGGUUUUUUUGGAGCUAAGGCCAAAAAUGAUAAAAUUGCGUCACAAAUAUCAAGCAAAGACAAGAAAACAUCAUUUGGAGAGUCAAUAAGGAUGCUUGAGCAGAAAGAAGAGGAAGCAAGAAGAUUUAUAGAAAAUAUGCACGAAAAUAUAAAAGUAAUAAUUGACUCAUCCCUAAAUCUUAAGAUUUUGCCACAAGUGAAAUUUUGUUUUGUUCACGUCAACUGGUUUUUCCGUAAGCUUAACAGUGUUAACAACACUCUUGAAUAUUUCCCGGCCGAAUAUGCAUUUGGAAUUUUUUCCUUCGAAAAUGGUAUAGAAGAGAUACAUCAUGCAAUUGUCAGUGCUCCAAUUCCAUUAGGAUAUAGACGGGAAGCACUGGAGACGAGUGCGAAUGAUCAUAAAAUACCUGUGGAAUAUCAAGGCGGAGAGAAAGAUUUUGUUGUUAUAUAUGAGAAAUUGAUAAAUUUCCUAGAAUCUAGGCAACUUGCAGGCCGAUAUACUUAUCUUUAUACAACAAAAGAAUUUACAAAACCAGUACAGUCUUUCAUAGCACAACUGUGUGAUGUAACAAAACAAGAUAAAGAGCAGUUUAAAAUUUAUGAAAUGGAAGCAUUGUUUACACAUUUGGCUAAUGAACUGUAUAAGAAAAGAAGUGAUCGUGAUAUGCAUCAUAUUUCUAUUUAUUCUGAAAAAAUAUUUAAAGAAUUUACAUAUAUCUUUGAAAAAGGAUAUGAAUGUGAGUUUCAUAAAUACGUUGAUGGAGGCCAUGAAUACUGCUGCAAAUCUGUACUGUAUCAAUGGGCAUGGACAUUGUGCGAAGAGUUUUGUGAUCCACUUGACAUCGAAAUGCAACCAAGAGUACAUUUACCUGACAAGUCUAAUAAGCCUGAUCUUGACAAUUCUGAUCCUAACAAACAUAAUCUGUGUCAUUUAAUGAGUAGCUUGCAAGUUGGUGGCAGAGAUGGUGGCCAAUCUGAGGCUAUUGGAAUUUUAUCUAUGACAGGCGUAAGUGAACAACAUAGAUUAAAAGUUUCUAGUAGAACAUAUGAAGAUGAAAUGCGCCGACGAAAUGAAUCAAAACCAGUGCAAGUUAUUGAUUGUGGCAAAGAGUCUGCCAGUGAUGAACCUGUUAACCAAAAUGUUAAUAAAAAUGCUACGUCUAUUGAAGAAGGAACUAGAUAUGUGCCAAAAUAUUUAAAUGAAAAACCAUUACGCCCUCCAAAUCUUGAUCCACGCUUUUACGUUACUGCUACAGACGAUUUUCUUCCAAUAGACGAUGAGAACUUUCCUCCUAUUGGAGGAAGGGGUGUAUCUAUCAAAUCUCGAAAGUCGGAAGUAAGAAAAGCGCCUUUAGGCAGAGGAAAAGGACAUGCAUAAACAGAUCUUUGGAAGGAUAUAUAAAAUCUGAGACAACUUCAAUACUGAUUUGAUGAGUUUUGGAUAAAAGAUAUAUCAUUCAUAAUGUAAUUUUUUUUUUAUUAUAUUAUAUUAUACCAAAGAGAUUUUUUAUUUGACGAUGGUACUUACAAAUUUUUUUAUGCGCAUCUCAAAUAUUGGAAAUAAUAAGAGAAUUUUUUCAACGUAUAAUCCGUUUAUAAACUUUACAUUUAUUUAGAAAAAAAAAAAGAAACUAUAUGGUAUACUUUUUGAUAUCAUU